Molecule: messenger RNA, 894 nt
Organism: Quercus lobata
Lineage: Eukaryota; Viridiplantae; Streptophyta; Magnoliopsida; Fagales; Fagaceae
Product: protein GAMETE EXPRESSED 1-like
Exons: 6
Coding region: 1-894 (297 amino acids)
Source: RefSeq, a predicted model, not a curated record
AUGGUGCCAUUGUUCUUGGCAACAAUGGUGGGGCUUUUCUUUGAAGAGGAGAAUAAUGGAAAAUCGUGCUUGAAGAAUGUCGGCACAGCCAAAGAUGUUGCCAUGGAGUCUAAGCAGCAACAACUUUUAGAUGAGCAAUCCAUGGCACUUGAGGGUCUUCAAAUUUUAACUAAAUUUCAAUCUGAAGCACUAGAAGAGAGCAGGAGUACUCUGCAACAGUUUGCUGAAUAUAGCCACAAACAACAGGAAGAGCUUCUUCGGCAGCAAGAACAGCUUCAAAGAGUUCAUGACCACCUCAUGGAAAAUUCAAAGUCUAUUUUAGCAGCUCAGGAAUCUUUUAAAUCAAAGCAAGCAAGCAUGUUUGCUUUGCACAAUGCCAUGCUGCUUGAAUCGCGAGUAAUUAAAGCUUUCUUUCUGUACUGUAUAUCAAUUUUGAUCAUCUAUAUGUUCACUAGCACAAAGCAAACAUACAAAGUCAGGCCCAGGCUAUAUAUCGGGCUUUGCGCUACAUUCGUAAUAGAAGUUGCAAUACUUCGGCUUGCAACAAAUGAGAAUAUUGAACGAAGAUCAUGGAUAAUAAAUUUGACCAGGUCGCUCUUUGUGCUUCUUGCUUCAAUCCAGAUUCUACAUGCCAUAUGCACAUACAGAGACUUUGAAGUGCUGAACCAUCAGAUGCUUCUAACAUUAAUUGAGAAGAUUAAUGGCUUGGAUAGACACAAGGAAUUGUCAUGUGACAUGGAUAGUGAUGAAAACUGGUCUACAUGGAUUGACUCUGACUUACCAGAAGAUGUAAACAAUUUUGAGGACCCUGACUAUAUACUUCCAGAGGAAGUUGGAGAAAAUUCAAUCAUGACCACUUCAAUUACAAGAAAAUAUAAUCUCCGCCACAGAUAG